Molecule: messenger RNA, 928 nt
Organism: Monomorium pharaonis (pharaoh ant)
Lineage: Eukaryota; Metazoa; Arthropoda; Insecta; Hymenoptera; Formicidae
Product: inosine triphosphate pyrophosphatase
Exons: 3
Coding region: 237-815 (192 amino acids)
Biological process (GO): nucleoside triphosphate catabolic process
Cellular component (GO): cytoplasm
Molecular function (GO): nucleoside triphosphate diphosphatase activity
Source: RefSeq, a predicted model, not a curated record
AUAAAAUAGUACAAAAUAAUUUUUUAUACGUUGAAAAUAAAAUAUUAUAUUAUAUUUAAUUGUUCCCUAUUAUGAAUAAUAAAGCUAUUGAUCAUUUGAUUAAUGAAUAAGGAACAUGUCUUGCCAUUCAUCUGAGUGAAGUUGGCUAACUUGCUUGAAGAAGCGACACUGCACGCAGGUACACAUACAGUGAAUCUGUUGGUUAGGAACGAUAGGAGUGACGACAGGUUUUAACAAUGUCGCUGCCCAUAGUAUUUGUGACGGGAAACGCAAAGAAACUGGAGGAGUUUGUCGCUAUUUUGGGAAAAGAUUUUUCUCGAUUAUUAACGAGUAAGAAGAUCGAUCUACCUGAAUAUCAGGGCGAAGCAGAGGAUAUAUGUCGAGACAAAUGUCGAGCUGCAGCAAACCUAGUGAAGGGCCCAGUGAUCAUUGAAGACACCUGUCUCUGUUUCAAUGCGCUGAAGGGUCUUCCGGGGCCUUACAUUAAAUGGUUCCUUGAAAAACUGGGCCCUGAAGGUCUUCAUCAGAUGCUCUUUGGAUUUGAAGACAAAUCAGCAGAGGCAGUUUGCACGUUUGCUUACUGCUCCGACGAGAACUCUGAGGUUCAAUUAUUUCAAGGUCGAACUCAAGGUACCAUUGUGAGUCCGCGAGGUUCCAGGGAUUUCGGUUGGGAUCCUUGUUUCCAGCCGCUGGGCUACGAUAAGACUUAUGCGGAACUAUCGAAGGAAGAGAAAAACAAAAUUUCUCAUCGCAGCAAGGCAUUAGAAAAACUGAAAGAUUUUUUGCUAAACAAUGAGAAGAAAUGUAAAAAAUAAAUAUAAUUAAAUAUAGUAUAAUAAAAUUACUAUCUGUAAUAAUAUAGUAAUACUCUAACUUAUUUAUAUGAUACGACAUGACGUAAUAAAAUUAUUGACGUUCUUAUGAUCCA